Molecule: messenger RNA, 411 nt
Organism: Aspergillus campestris IBT 28561
Lineage: Eukaryota; Fungi; Ascomycota; Eurotiomycetes; Eurotiales; Aspergillaceae
Product: elongin C
Exons: 2
Coding region: 1-411 (136 amino acids)
Biological process (GO): ubiquitin-dependent protein catabolic process
Cellular component (GO): elongin complex
Molecular function (GO): protein-macromolecule adaptor activity
Source: RefSeq, a predicted model, not a curated record
AUGCCGAGUCUCCCCGCUUUCCGCCUUUCGAUCGCCCGCCAUUUCUCUUCGUCAACUUCAAACCUGACCUCCUCCCAAUCACACACCCACGGCAACAACCAUGGAAUCCACCCCGGAAGUUCAGAAUAUGUCACUCUCGUCUCAGGGGAUGGGUUCGAGUUCAUCGUGCCUCGAAGCACCGCCUGCGUGUCCGGCACAAUCCGUCGCAUGUUGGAUCCGUCCAGUAGGUUCUCCGAAGCCGUGACCGGUCGCUGCGUCCUCGAAAACAUGAGCGGCCUGGUGCUGGAAAAGGUCUGCGAAUACCUCUGCUACAACCUCAAGAACAAGAAUCAGACCAACGUGCCGGAUAUGGAUAUUCCCCCGGAGUUGUGUCUGGAAUUGUUGAUGGCUGCGGAUUAUUUGGAUACGUAA